Molecule: messenger RNA, 2890 nt
Organism: Perca fluviatilis (European perch)
Lineage: Eukaryota; Metazoa; Chordata; Actinopteri; Perciformes; Percidae
Exons: 3
Coding region: 419-1537 (372 amino acids)
Biological process (GO): SCF-dependent proteasomal ubiquitin-dependent protein catabolic process; protein polyubiquitination
Cellular component (GO): SCF ubiquitin ligase complex
Molecular function (GO): protein binding
Source: RefSeq, a predicted model, not a curated record
CGCAAUCACCAACGAGCCACAACAACAAAAACAACAACAGAACUCAGCUGUUCGGCAGCUAGCUAGCUAACUAGCCGGCCUGGUUACUGUUAUUACUGUUCCUUGCAGCUUUAUUUAAAUUUGGGAUUUGUAUCAGUUGCUUUACAGCUACUAAUACGUUCGGAUACAACGAAAGUUAUUUACAACCCGCAUCAAUGCGCUGCCAUUAGGUUCAUUUUAAACUCCUUUGUCUCAUGUGUGCUAACGUUAGCUAGCUUCUAGCAGGUUAGCCUUUUAACUGAGGACAGGGGGGAGCCCGUUCAACCAAAAGACUAUCCCAGACCAGACAUGUUUAUGGCAAAGCCAGACCACAAGACCACCCGGUGGAGAUUCUGACCUCCACCAAUGACCGCCAGUAUUAUUUUCAUCAUCUGUCGUCAUGUCGCCGCCAAAGAGACCCCUGGUCCCUGUGAGCAGCCGGCGGAAAGCAGUGGACGACUACUUCCCUUUCAACUUGCUGCCCGUGGAGUGUCAGCUGCACAUCCUGUCCUUUUUGAACGAGGUGGAUAAGUGCAGCUGUGCUUUGGUCUGCGUGAGCUGGAGCUGCAUCGUCCGCUCAUGGAAGCUGUGGCGGGUGGCGGACUAUUCCCGCCGCGGCGUCUUCCACCUGGGCCGGGAAGGGCUGCUGGUUUCCAACCGGGAGUUUGAGAGGUGGAAGUCCUGGGUGCACCAUUACACCCAUCACCUGAUCUCGCGGCGGGCCAGCCUGCUCACGCUGAAGGCCAGCUUCGACCUGGGCGACCGCUGCAAUAAGUGGUGCGAACUGCUGAGUCACCUGCUGGACAACGUCCACUGCAGAGACCUUAGUCACCUGGACCUCAACUGGACCUUCACUCUGCUGGAGCCGCUGGACCUCAGGGUCAACUCAGGCUCCAGCUCGCACCAGGACAGCAUUACCAAGAUGGACCAGGUGACCAGUUUCCAGGAACUGCUGACCAAACUGACCCACAGCUGCCCGCGCAUCUCCAAGAUGCGGUUACACUUUGACUGGUCGGAUGUGUCCGUGUCGCUGCUCAACCAGUUCCAGCAGCUGCGAGUCCUGGAGCUCAAAUACUUCUGGGUCUUUAAAGGAGUGACUCCCACGACGCUGCAGGCCCUAACCAAAUCCCUGCCUAACCUGAAGUCUCUGACUCUACAAAUCCUGGUUCCGCUGAGGAACCUGGGCAUCUCGUACACUCUGGAGUCCCAGUCUCUGGAGUUCCUGGACGUGUCGCCCAGCCGAGGCUUGGUCUUCUCCUGUCUGAAGCUGCCGGCCCUGCGCGAGCUCAGAGCCAAGAAGAUCGUCCGCGGCAUCACACUGGACCGGAGGACCAGGCUACGGAUCCAAAGCCGCUGGCCCUGUCUGUACCACGUCCUCCGGGCGGGGACGCCCAAGCUCCAGGCCCUCAACAAUGAGAGGCUACUCCCCACGUGGAGAGAGGAGAGCUAUGGGGAGCUGUCUGCCAUCCUGGAACAGUCCUGUUACUGUGUUCAGCAUCUAGACAGCUGGCUUUGGUAGACAACUGCAGGGUUUCCACCCCAAAAAAAGAAAGUUGUUUAGCCAGGUGGCAUGAGUCUUUAUUCGACGAGGGCCCGACUGGUGCCAGUCCCAGACUGAUGGCAGCAUUAAUGUAGAGCCCAACAGUUUCUGGAUAACAAAAUCAUGGAUGGAAUCGCGAAAUUGAGAAUUUAAAAAAGCUAUAAGACAGAUUCCAUAGGGCCCUUCAAUAAGUCAGUGCUAAAAGCUAACUGGAGAUUUGAAAAUAUGACUACGUCUAAGUUUCCAACCAAGCCACCCCACCGUAACUGUAGUUUAAAAAAACAUCUUAAAAUACAUUUAAAAAAAAAAAAACAUUCCUAGUGGCAUAGGCCUGGUGGGGGGCAACUUAGGCCCGGUGGGCCACCAGGCUUGCAACACACUGGGGGAAACCCUGACUGUGUGACUUGAAAUUACGUACCAUCCAUUGGUGGUUGUUUACGCGUUGUUAUGGAGCCCACUGCAGUUCUAGGAAAGACCCGCCCUUCAAUAGCAUUCACGCGCUACAAUUGGCCAAGCGUCCACGCUCGCGCAAAGUAACGGAACCCGAUUUGUUCAGGUCCUAUCCCCUGACCAAUCGGCUAUCCUAACCUUAACUACUGGAAGUCAAUGCCUAACCUCAACCAAUCAGCCUGCUUCAUAGGGCGGGACUUGCCUGGAACUGCAGUGGGAUCCAUAAAAACGCAUCUUUUACACACACAAUGUGUGUCCCUUUUUAAACAAACUGUUCUCAGAGGGACACAUAGUUGCACACAAGAAAAACACGUUUUCAAGUGAAAUCAAAGGACUGCAAGCUGCUACAAGCUGCUGUUUCCCAAGACAAUGAUACAUAGCGUGUCUACAACUGUUUUAUUUAGUUUGCCCAUCAUCUCCCAAAAACUAAAGGUGCUUCAGGCUGAUUGCACUGUUGACACCAUUAACUACAACUCUACCUAAGCUAAGUGUCCAUGUAUUGUGAAAAAGACGAGCAGAAGACAGAGUGUAAUGGCGACUUAGAGAUGUGGAGAAUGCCUUUUAAACGUUUGCCCGUUCGAAGAAAAAACUAUGAUGGAACAAUAUUCUGCACCGUUUCCUUCUGACAGCUGAGAAAUGGAAUCAGUGUUUUUGCAGUUAUCUUUCUAAUCAGUAGAGGUCCUUAUUGUCAAAGAUUUGGCCAUGGAGACUUCUCUCCGAAAGGUCUUUCAACAGAAACAUGUGCACUAGUGUAACAUUGUCUCUUACACCAAUGGAUUCUGAUCAUUUCACUCCAGUACCUGUGCUCAUGUGUUGUACGAGUAGCAGAUGUGUGCUUGAGGGUAUUUAUGCUCUUCAGAAUAAAUCAAUGUAUACGUGAGA